GAAAAAAGCCAAAAAGUGUUAAAUUGUCAGAGGAAAAUACUGGUGUAUCCAGACCUUUGGAAAAAUCUGCAGAACUGAUAGAAAAUGUUGAAACAGAAAGUCAGACAUUGUCUUCAUACUCUUCGAAGCAACUGACAUCAUCAAGUAAUAAAAGACUGUCGAGAGAAUUCUUUGAUGUUCCAUGUGUUGAUCUAGCUCGGGCUCUUCUUGGCCAGUACCUGGUUCGCAGGUUAGGGACUGAACGUGUCAGUGGACGAAUUGUGGAAACAGAAGCAUACUUGGGGCUAGAAGACAAAGCAGCACACAGCUACAAAGGGAAACGAACAGAGCGUAAUGAGGCUAUGUUUAUGCAACCAGGAACAGCUUAUGUCUACAACAUUUAUGGAAUAUACUGCUGCCUCAACAUAUCAAGCCAAGGAGAGGGAUGUGCGGUUCUUUUACGAGCUCUGGAGCCUGUACAAAACAUUGGAAUUAUGAGGACAACCAGAAGCAGUAAUUCUACCAAGAAGCAAAAGGAUAAAGAGAUGACAAAUGGGCCUUCAAAACUGUGCCAGGCUUUACAAAUAUCCAAAUCGAUGUUUAAUCAGAUUGAUCUCAGUUCAUCAGAUCUCAUGUGGCUGGAGAAAGGGGAUGAUGUUGACAAUGAUUCAAUCAUCAGUUGUCCCAGAAUCAAUAUUGGCUAUGCUGAAGAAUGGAAAGAGAAGCCUCUCAGGUUCUACUUGAUUGGAAAUGAAUGUGUCAGUGUAAAGGAUAAAGCGGCAGAAAAGCAAGCAAUUGGGACAAGGACAGUGAUAUAG
This is a messenger RNA of Candidula unifasciata, 797 nucleotides long. Lineage: Eukaryota; Metazoa; Mollusca; Gastropoda; Stylommatophora; Geomitridae. The record is from the annotation of a GenBank genome assembly.